AUUUUUUGGCGGCAGAUCGAUCGCUGCAAGUCGGACCACGACAGGGACUGGGCAUUGGUUUACCUUCUCUCUCGCAUCCGUUACCUUGGACCUCCAUUCCAUUAGGCCAUUGGUUUCUCUUACUAAAACAGUGGCACUGACAAUGGACUCAACCGACGCCCAGGCGCAGCCGCCGCAUGCAGAAAACCCACCCACUGCGCCUAUCCCCGAACAGCAGAACGGCGCAUCGGCCGCAGAGGGCACCGAGGGCCCCCCUUCGAAGAAAGCCAAGCUGGACGAACCUGCGACCUCCAAUGAGGAGAACGCAAAUGCUGGCCCUCGGCGUUUGAAGGGAAUCGCCGCCAUUAAGCCAGAGUUCCUCGUGCAGCAACUCCCCAACCGCAGACCCGAACCCGAGCAGAACCCGGAUGACGCCGCGGAGGCCGCCGGCCACGACGAUCGCGACGGCGGAAACAACGACAAGCAAGACAAGAAAGAUAAGAAGGAAAAGAAGAAGAAGAACAGCGGCGCAAACAAGGCACGCUCGUUUGGAAAGUCGCAGGAUGCGAAGUCCCUCUGCCCAAGCAGGACCUUUGCGCCGGAGUUCUCCCCGGGCGCCUGCAACUGGGGUGACAAGUGCCGCCACGAACAUGAUCUACGGACGUACCUGAAGGAACACAAGCGCGAGGACCUGACCACCUUCAACGGUCUCUGUCCUGUCUGGGAUGCCAGGGGCAAGUGUCCUGCCGGGUGGAAGUGCCGUCUUGUUGGCUCCCACAUGGUGGAACGCGAGACCGAGGAUGGGAAGAAGGAACUGGUGCUGACCGAGGAUGAGGAGCGCAAGAAGAAGGCGCAGCCAAUGGUCCCUUGUGCGACGGAAGAUGGCAGCGUGAAUGUGGUUUCGGCGGAAGAUAAAUACGGGCUCGCCAGGAAGAAGACUACGCUGCCCCGGGCCGAAGCGGUUAACAACUGGCUUGAAAAGAGCGGCAAGGAGUUGGAAAAGAGUAUACACGGCCGACACCAAGACGGGGACGCGAAGCCCGAGAACGAGGGCGAGGAGAAGGAACAGAGGGAAGAAAACCGGGCUCGUUAUGUCGAGCCGCCGUUUUUGCCAUCGGAGAAGCGACGGCUAUACUUUGGACCCGAGACCCCGGCUUUGGCGCCUUUGACCACUCAGGGAAACCUCCCCUUCCGGAGACUGUGCACGGAGCUCGGCGCUCAGUUUACCUACUCCGAGAUGGCCAUGAGCAUGCCCUUGAUCCAAGGCCACAAAUCAGAAUGGGCUUUGCUGAGAGCCCAUCAAACUGAGAUACUUCCCCCGACGGUCUCCAUGAAGGACAACGUUGUCCAGGGCUACGACAACUCGAAAGAUAUGAAGUUCGGUGCUCAGAUUGCGGCAAACAAGCCGUGGCAAGCGCUGAAGGCCACCGAGGUUCUGUCCCGCUACACACCUAACCUGCGUGUCAUCGAUUUGAAUUGUGGCUGCCCGAUUGAUCUUGUAUUCCGUGAAGGAGCCGGGUCUGCUCUUUUGGAACAUCCGGCGAAGUUGGAGAAAAUCGUGCGCGGCAUGAAUGCAGUUUCGGAAGAGAUCCCAAUCACUGUCAAGAUCCGCAUGGGAACCCGGGACAAUGCGCCGAACGCCACGAAGUUGGCAGAGCGUAUGAUUCUGGGUGGUUACGAGUAUUCCCUGAUUAACGCUGGUCCUCCCGGUGCCGCGGCUAUCACUCUCCAUGGACGAAGCCGACAGCAAAGAUACACCAGAUCCGCCGACUGGGGCUACAUUGCCGAAUGCGCUGCCCUCAUCAAGCGCUUGAAUGAGCAGACUGCCGACGUUACGGACACCAUCCGCGAGCCCGAGGCACGGUCGCAGCCCAACGGCGGAAAGACAUUCUUCCUCGGAAAUGGCGAUUGCUACUCCCACGUUGAUUACGAUGAACAUAUCAAUAACUCCGGCGUUGACAGCGUCAUGAUCGGCCGAGGAGCUCUGAUCAAGCCCUGGAUUUUCGAGGAGAUCCAGGCGGGUCAGUACCUGGACAAAUCUGCGUCUGAGCGUCUGGCGAUGGUCGAGAAAUUCGCCAAGUACGGACUGGAGGCAUGGGGAUCUGAUGAAUAUGGCGUUGGCAUCACCCGACGCUUCCUGCUCGAAUGGCUCAGCUUCACGUAUCGCUACGUGCCGAUCGGAAUCCUUGAAUAUCUCCCCCCUAACAUCCAGGAUCGGCCGCCAAUUUGGAAGGGCCGUAACGACUUGGAGACUCUUAUGGGCAGUCCCAACUACAAGGACUGGAUCAAAAUUACGGAAAUGUUCCUUGGUCCCGCUCACAAGGACUUCAAGUUCGAGCCGAAGCACAAGUCCAACUCGUACGACGAAGCGGAAGGAUAGAAUGGUCAUGAAAAUUAGAAGUCAGAUAGACAUGAAACAUGAAUGUACAUGCACGUU
Aspergillus steynii IBT 23096 is the source of this 2416-nucleotide messenger RNA. It is a transcript of the gene dus3, whose product is annotated as tRNA dihydrouridine synthase DUS3. The transcript is spliced from 3 exons. Bases 143 to 2359 code for a protein of 738 amino acids. Gene Ontology annotation, biological process: tRNA processing. Gene Ontology annotation, molecular function: tRNA dihydrouridine synthase activity; RNA binding; metal ion binding. NCBI's taxonomy places the organism in Eukaryota, Fungi, Ascomycota, Eurotiomycetes, Eurotiales, Aspergillaceae. The record is from RefSeq and is a predicted model, not a curated record.